GUUCACGCUCACGUCCCACAGUCGUCGGCCAUGUUGUUUUUAUGUGACAGCGCUGUACAGCAACAGGUUGCCACAGAUUCUCAGUAAAACACUUCUUAAAUUUGUUAAAAGAUCCCGGUUAACCGUUUUCAGUUACUUUACUUCAAGCGACAAUAAGCAAACAUAUGUGUUCUUUCCAGAAGAUUUCACAAAGUCAGUAAUGGCUAUUUCUCCACUGUUGUGUAAUAUGACUGGGCUAGCCAGCUGAGACGAGGAGAUCAGGACCACUCUCCUCAUAUCCCCGCCACCUGCAGCCAUGAAUGGCGGUCGAAGUAUUUGGGCUAUAACUCCAGAGGAGAGGGACAAACAUGAUCAGAAGUUUGACACCCUCUCGCCAAUUCAAGGCUUGGUCACUGGGGAAAAGGCACGAGGCUUCUUUAUUCAGUCCGGGCUUCCCCAGCCUGUGCUAGCUGAGAUCUGGGCCCUGGCUGAUAUGAAUAAAGAUGGUAAGAUGGACCGGCUGGAGUUUUCUAUAGCCAUGAAGCUGAUCAAGAUGAAACUGCAGGGACAAAGUCUUCCUUCAGCUCUGCCUAUCAUCAUGAAGCAGCCACCUGUGCCAGCUCCAAUCAUGUCAGCAACACCUCUUGGCAUGAGCGCUAUGCCAAACGUACCCAUGAUGCCCAACGUGCCCAUUCUGACCCAUUUACCCAUGACCACUAUGAGCCAAAUGCCAGGCUUGACUCCCAUGAUGGGCACAGGGCUGUCUGUCCCAGUGAUGCCAACCAUCAGCACUCCGGCUUUACCUAACGGACCUAUCGCCAUGCUACAUCAUACCCCAAUCUCUCUUAACUCAACUCUCCCUCUGUCAAGUUCCUUUUCAUCCUCUCCAUUGGGUUUCUCAGCCACUCCUAUCAACACGGCCCCAUCUUUGCUGGACAUGGGCUCGAGCAGCUCAAACUCCUCCUCCAGCACCUCAUUGGCCGGCAACUCUCCCAAGGCCUCCCCCUCUGAUUGGGCCGUCCCACAGGCAUCACGACUCAAAUACAGGCAACAGUUUAACAGCUUGGACAAGCAAAUGAGUGGAUAUCUAACAGGCCCUCAAGUAAGAAAUGCAAUGGCUACAACUUUGCUUUCUCAGACCCAGCUAGCUAGCAUCUGGAAUCUGGCUGAUGUCGAUAAGGAUGGCAAACUAAGAGCAGACGAGUUUAUAUUGGCCAUGCAUCUGGUUGACAUGGCUAAAAUGGGACAGCCCCUGCCUCUAGCGCUUCCUACAGAUUUGGUGCCUCCAUCACUAAGAGGGAAAGCUGGCGACUCUGUAAAUGGAACCACUCCCUCUAUCUACGCAGGCCUGACUGAGGACCUCUAUGAGGCCGAGCCUCCACAAAAAUCAAAGAACAAUUUGACUUUUGAGGAUAGGUUCAAACAGAACCUGGUGAUGGGAAACGCUGAGCUGGAGAAGCGUCGACAGGCCCUGCUGGAGCAGCAACGCAGGGAGGAGGAAAGGAGAGCGCAGAAGGCCAGAGAGGAGCAGGAGAGGAAAGAGAGGGAGGCGCGGGAGCUGGAGCUGAAGAGGAAGAGGGAGGAGGAGCAGAGGCUGGAGCGACAGAGAGAGCUGGAGAGGCAACGAGAAGAGGAAAGACUACGAGAGUUAGAGAGAAAAGAGGCAGCCAAGAAGGAGCUGGAGCGCCAGCAAAAGCUUGAGUGGGAGCGGAGGAAAAAACAGGAGCUCCAGAACCAGAAGAGUGAGGAGCAGGAGGAGAUUGUUAAGCUCCGAGCCAAGAAGAGGAGUCUGGAGAUGGAGCUGGAAGCUGUGGGCAAUAAGCAGAAGCAAAUCUCUGACAAGCUCCGAGAUGCUCAAGGAAGAAAGAUAAUUCAGAAAAACGAGCUAGAAAAGAUCAACCAGAAGAGAGACUCCUGCAUUACGGAAAUGAACUCCGUACAGAAGCAGUUAGAGGAAUUUAAGAGAAAGUUGGCACAGUCGAUCACUGAGCAGCAAAAACUUGGCGAAAGACUACGCAAUCUGAGUCUGAACAACCUCCCUACUGCGACCGUAAACACUUUACAGAGGAGUGUGGAAGAGAAAGGUCUCACCUGUCAAAAGCUUAAAGAACAACUUGCCACUUUGGAGACGGAAACCGCGACAAAAUUAGCAGACAUGGAUCGGUAUAAGAAAGAAAUCCAGGAUCUCAGAGAGAGCCAGAGGAAGCAGCAGUCUGCUUUGGAGAAACUCCGCACCAUCAAAGAAGACAAAAUUAGAGAGAUGAAGAAGCGUAGGCAGGAGGAAUUGGAAAAGAGGAGGAGAGAAGAAGAAGAGCAGAAGCGUAUCAAACUGGAGAAGGAUCGACAGUGGCAAGAGAAACUGCGGCGUGAUGAAGAGGAGAGACAGAGGAAAAUACAGGAGGAGAGAGAGGCCAAACUUCGUGAGGAGGAGGAACGGGAGAGACAAGCUCGUUUACAGGCUGCUAAAGAACAAGCAGAGCGAGAGCGCAAAGCCAGAGAGGAGGAGGAUAGGAGACGCAAGGAGGAGGAGGAAAGGAGACGCAGAGAAGAUGAGGAAAGGAAGCGUAAAGAGGAGGACGAAAGGAGGGAACAAGAGAAGAGGAGACUUGAUGAGAAAAGAAGGCGGGAGGAAGAGGAAGAACGCAGACGUAGAGAUGAAGAGAGGAGAAAAUUAGAGGAGGAGAGGAGAAAACUGGAGGAGGAAAGAAAAAAAUUGGAAGAGGAAAGAAAACGGCAGGAGACGUUACGAUUGGAGGAUGAGCGGAGAAGAAAAGAGGAAGAGCGACGCGAGGAGGAAAGAAGACUGGCGCGGGAGGAGGAGGAGAGGAGGCGGCAACGCGCACAGGAGGCAGCUGUAAGAGACGCAGAGGAGAGAAAGAGACUAGAAGAAGAGAGAAAGAGAAAGGAGGAGGAGAAGAGAAGGCAGGAAGAGCAGGAAAGGAGGCGUCGGGAGGAGGAACAAAGAAAACAGGAUGAGGAAAGGAAGAGGAAACAGCAGGAGGAAGAGGCAGCAGCCGCACAGCUGAGAGUCGAUCAACAGAACAAGAACAACACUGUUAAAUCAGACAUCGUUGCUGCUCUUCUGCGCGGCCUGGAGGAGAGGAAAGGCACCAGACAGCCACUUGCAGCACAUCACAGAAAAUCAGCUGCACUGACCACAUUUAAAGCUCUCUACCCCUUCACAGCAAGAAAUGAUGAAGAGCUCUCCUUUGAAACCGAUGACCUGAUUGAGGUGGAUGAGAGCGUAGAGAGAGAACAGGGCUGGCUUUACGGCAGUCGCCAGGGCAAGAUGGGCUGGUUUCCUGAGAGCUACGUGGAGAGGCAGGCCAAAACUGAGGGUCCGCCAACAGCCAAACGAGCCCUAAAGCCACAGCUCUCCAUCUCCAGCAGCAAACUGAGUGAUAGUUCUGUGCCAAGUGGAUCCCGGCUGAACUCCGCCUUCACCCCCACCCAUGCCACAGGCUCCACGUCUUCUAACCACAGUCAGGUGGUGGGAAAUGUGCAAGCUCAAGCUUUGUGCUCCUGGACCGCAAAGACAGACAACCAUCUAAACUUCUCUAAAGAUGAUGUCAUUACAGUCAUGGAGCAACAGGAGAACUGGUGGUUGGGAGAACUGAACGGGGUUCAGGGGUGGUUCCCCAAAACCUAUGUCUCCGUGCUGAGCAACAGUGAUGCACCAGCAGAUUCUACCGAUGGAUCUGACGCUUCAGCAGAUGGAGCAAACUAUGAAGAGUAUGUGGCGCUGUAUACCUAUGAGAGUCCUGAACCUGGCGACCUGACCUUCACCGAAGGUGACACCAUCCUGGUAACAGAGAGAGAGGGCGAGUGGUGGAAAGGCAGCAUAGGAGAUCGAUCGGGAGUCUUCCCGUCCAAUUACGUGAAGCCAAAAGAAACUGAUACUUCAAGUCUUUCUGGAAAACUUGGAGUACCUGGGAAGAAGCCAGAGGUGGCUCAGGUGACCACUGCAUAUACAGCUACAGGCCCAGAGCAAUUGAAUCUGACCCCUGGCCAGCUUAUCCUCAUCCUCAACAAGAACCCUUCUGGCUGGUGGCUCGGAGAACUGCAGGCCAGGGGAAAGAAGCGUCAAAAGGGCUGGUUUCGUGCUUCACACGUCAAACUAUUGGGGUCAAACAGUGGCAAAUCCACACCUGCAUCUGCGGCUGUUUGUCAAGUUAUCGCCAUAUACGACUACACCGCAGCCAAUGAGGAUGAGCUCAGCUUCUCCAAGAAUCAGAUCAUCAACGUGUUGGACAAAAACGAUCCUGAUUGGUGGAAAGGAGAACUCAAUGGGGUCACAGGCUUGAUCCCUACCAACUAUGUGAAAAUAACCACAUCAGAUUCAGACUCCGGUCAGCUGGGUUUACAAGAGAAGAAACGACAGGAUUCAAUUGAUGAGCUCAUUGAUACAGAAGAGAAAUACACGGAAGAUCUACAGCUGGUCCUGGAGGUCUUCUACAAGCUCAUGUCUGAGUCCGGUCGACUGACGGAGGCUGAAAUGAACAUGAUUUUUGUCAACUGGGGGGAACUUGUACAGUGCAGCAGCAAGACGCUAAAGGCCCUAAAGGCAAGGACGAAAUCGGGAGGAGAGCCUGUUCACAUGAUCGGAGACGUCCUGGCGUCCGAGCUGUCGCACAUGCCGGCCUACAUCCGCUUCUGCAGCUGCCAGCUGAACGGUGCUGCUCUGCUACAAGAGAGAACGGAUCAGGACCCAGACUUCAAAACCUUCCUCAAGAAAAUUGCCACAGAUUACCGUUGUAAAGGAAUGCCACUGUCCAGCUUUUUACUCAAACCAAUGCAAAGGAUUACCAGAUACCCACUUCAUAUUAAAAAAAUUCUCAAAAGUACUCCAGAAAAUCAUCCGGACUAUGCUCAUCUCCAAGAGGCGUUGGAGAAGGCAGAGCUGCUGUGCACUCAGGUGAACGAGGGCGUCCGAGAGAAAGAAAACUCUGACAGAUUGGAGUGGAUCCAGUCUCACGUGCAAUGUGAAGGAAUCACUGGGAAUCUGACCUUCAACUCUCUUACCAACUGCCUGGGUCCUCGGAGACUGCUGCACAGUGGGAAGUUGUUCAAGACAAAAAGCAAUAAAGAGUUAUACGCCUUUCUGUUCAACGACUUUCUGCUGUUUACCCAAGCUGUCAGGCAACAGCUUGGGUUUACCUCCUCAGGAACAGAGAAGCUCUUCAGCCCCAAGUCCAACACUCAAUACAAGAUGUACAAGACGCCUGUGUUCCUCAAUGAAGUUCUGGUGAAACCUCUGUCGGAUUUAUCCAGUGAUGAGCCUGUCUUCCACAUCUCCCACAUAGACCGUGUGUACACCCUCAAGACUGAGAACAUUAAUGAGAGGACUGCAUGGGUUCAGAAGAUCAAAGCGGCAUCAGAAGACUAUAUUGAGAUGGAGAAGAAGAAGCGGGAUAGAAACUUUCAAUCUCGCUCAAUGAAGGCAAGUGGAAUCGGUCGCCUGCUUGUCACCAUCUUAGAGGCGACGGAGUUGAAGUCUUUCAAAUCAAAUGGAAAAAGUAACCCAUACUGUGAAGUGACCAUGGGCUCGCAAUGUUACACUUCCCGGACCAUCAAUGACACCGCCAACCCUAAAUGGAACUUCAAUUGUCAGUUCCACAUUAAAGAUGUGUAUCAGGAUGUCCUCUGCAUUACCAUUUUGGAGAGGGAUCAGUUUUCACCAGAUGAGUUCUUAGGGCGCACUGAGGUUCCUGUGGCCACUAUUAAGAAAGAGUUGGAGAAUAAAGGUCCAUCCACCAGGAGGCUUCUGCUUCAUGAAGUUCCCACCGGGGAGGUUUGGGUUCGCCUUGACCUGCAGGUGUUUGACCACAAAGGCCCCAAAUGAGAUGAUGCUUCCUUUAAAAUUGCACCUCAAGCACAUUGACUCACCACAAACCUACUUGCUUUUGCCUUAAAAUGCUCUCGAUUACUGUGGAAAAUGCUACUGAAUGUGUGAGUUUUUGAAAGACGAGUUAGCGUUCACAACUUUGCCAAGUUUCAUUUUUGGAUUAUGUGACACGGGAAGAAAAACAAGGAAUUUUUGGGGAGAUCAUGAAGGUUUUAUUGCGUAAUAAAUUUACCACUGGAUGUAGAGAUAUCUCAGGAACAUUUUCCUUUGAAUAUAUACUGUCUUUUGUUGCUGUACUAGAAUCUAUAUUUCUAAAAACAUAACUUACCUUGAUUUGAAGUUGAUGUCCCUUUUAAACUUGAAAAUUCUCACCAGGAACACUAAAACAGUGAUGUUUUUAAUGGUCCCAUCUGCCAUAUUUGCCAAUGCUAACUUUUCACCUUCUUCACCGUUACAAAAAUUAAUUUGCACCAGCCAGUUUAUCAUCUACAGAAACGUUUAAAAGCUCACGUGGUCGUUGUAACAUUUUUGUUGGGCUUACUGUUAGUUUUAUUUACAAAGGUACAAAUGAGGUGAUUAACAGGGGGUGAUUUUGCUGUUGAUUUUCUGUACUUGACUGAGUUUUAUUUAUGUUAAUUUAUGCGCCAUGGACUAUCUGCACAUUUUAGGCUGCCCAAUAUUUCUGGAUUGCCACGGAGCAUUCAGUUAAGGUCUUAAUAUUGUAAAUUGUAUUAUUAAACUGUAACAGUAUGGAUGUAAUAAAGUUUGUUGGAUGUCUUGUG
This is a messenger RNA of Misgurnus anguillicaudatus (oriental weatherfish), 6606 nucleotides long. NCBI's taxonomy places the organism in Eukaryota, Metazoa, Chordata, Actinopteri, Cypriniformes, Cobitidae. The record is from RefSeq and is a predicted model, not a curated record.